GUUGAUUGGUCGAUGAACAAAUUUUUUUUUUCUUCUGACAGCAAACAUAAAUUUUUGAGGCCGCGUCGCGUUCCAGAGUUCUCUUUCCCCAACCUUCACCUUCUUCAUCUCAUCACACCAUAAUAAUGGCUGCUAACUACAAGGUCGCUGACAUCUCCCUCGCCGCUUUCGGUCGUAAGGAAAUUACUCUUGCUGAGCAGGAGAUGCCUGGUCUCAUGGCUAUCCGUGAAAAGUACGGCCCCGACCAGCCCUUGAAGGGUGCCCGCAUUGCUGGCUGUCUCCACAUGACCAUCCAGACCGCUGUCUUGAUUGAGACUCUCACCGCCCUCGGUGCUGAGGUUACCUGGUCGUCCUGCAACAUUUUCUCCACCCAGGAUCACGCCGCCGCUGCUAUUGCUGCCACUGGUGUCCCCGUCUACGCCUGGAAGGGUGAGACUGAUGAGGAAUUCAUCUGGUGUAUCGAAAAGACCCUCUACUUCCCCGAUGGUCAGCCCUUGAACAUGAUCCUCGAUGAUGGUGGUGACUUGACCAACAUUGUUCACGAAAAGUACCCCCAGUUGAUCCCUGGCAUCAAGGGUCUUUCUGAGGAAACCACCACCGGUGUUCACAACUUGUACAAGAUGAUGAAGAACGGUACCUUGAAGUUGCCUUCCAUCAACGUCAACGACUCCGUCACCAAGUCCAAGUUCGACAACUUGUACGGUUGCCGUGAAUCGCUCGUCGACGGUAUCAAGCGUGCCACCGAUGUCAUGAUUGCCGGUAAGGUCUCGGUCGUCGCUGGUUUCGGUGAUGUCGGCAAGGGUUGCGCUGCUGCCCUCCGUGCCUUCGGUUCGCGUGUCUUGGUCACCGAAAUCGAUCCCAUCAACGCUCUCCAGGCCGCCAUGGAAGGUUACGAAGUCACCACCAUGGAGGACGCUGUCAAGGAAGCAAACAUCUACGUCACCACCACCGGCUGUCGUGACAUUAUCACUGGUGCCCACUUUGAGCAGAUGAAGGAUGAUGCUAUUGUCUGCAACAUUGGUCACUUUGACAUUGAAAUCGACGUUGCCUGGAUCAAGGCCAACGCCGCUGAGUGCGUCAACAUUAAGCCCCAGGUCGACCGCUUCACCAUGAAGAACGGCCGUCACGUCAUCUUGCUUGCCGAGGGCCGUCUUGUCAACUUGGGCUGUGCCACCGGCCAUCCUUCGUUCGUCAUGUCCAACUCCUUCUCCAACCAGGUCUUGGCUCAGAUCGCUCUCUGGACCCAGCCCGGCCAAUGGUCCGUCGGUGUCCACGUCUUGCCCAAGAAGCUUGACGAAGAAGUUGCCCGUGCUCACUUGGGCAAGUUGGGUGUCAAGUUGUCUGAAUUGACCACCGUCCAGUCCGACUACCUCUCCAUCCCCGUUGCUGGUCCCUACAAGCCCGAUAUGUACCGUUACUAAGCAAUGCACUUUGGACAUUCCAGAGUAUCUCUUGUAAAUGUUAAAAGCACCCCCUUUUUAUAAACAUAAUAGCCCUUCUUGUCACAUUUUCAUCCUGCUUCUAGUCUCUUCUCCCAUUUUCUUUUUAGUAUAUCAUUACCCAUAACUCUUUUCUAGUUACCUCGGUAACUUAUCCUCUGUAAGAUAGAACGUUUCAACAUGUUCGGGGGUUGCUUUUCCUUCUAACAUGCAUGUUAUACAUAUUCAAAAUUAAAUAAAACCACCGCAUUCAACAUGUUAA
Messenger RNA from Zychaea mexicana, 1701 nucleotides. RefSeq names its product adenosylhomocysteinase. Bases 126 to 1421 code for a protein of 431 amino acids. Gene Ontology annotation, cellular component: cytosol. The record is from RefSeq and is a predicted model, not a curated record. Gene Ontology annotation, molecular function: adenosylhomocysteinase activity. Gene Ontology annotation, biological process: L-methionine cycle. Lineage: Eukaryota; Fungi; Mucoromycota; Mucoromycetes; Mucorales; Lichtheimiaceae. The transcript has 5 exons.